This is a messenger RNA of Alternaria atra, 1854 nucleotides long. RefSeq lists its product as uncharacterized. The coding region runs from base 1 to 1854 and encodes 617 amino acids. The record is from RefSeq and is a predicted model, not a curated record. The transcript is spliced from 2 exons. NCBI's taxonomy places the organism in Eukaryota, Fungi, Ascomycota, Dothideomycetes, Pleosporales, Pleosporaceae. Gene Ontology annotation, cellular component: nucleolus. Gene Ontology annotation, molecular function: nucleic acid binding; RNA helicase activity; ATP binding.
AUGGCGAAGCGCAAACUCAACGAACACGACGUGCCAGAGGAAACUUCAGGCGACGAGUCGCAGUCCGAGCCCCGCAGCUCGCCCGAACCUUCGACAUCUACCGAGACUGCGACCACUGCCACAACGACAGUGACACCCGAUGCGAAAGCAAAGAACAAGAAAGGCUCUCGCGCUGCUAAAGCGACGUCUAACGCCACCACUUCAACGCCCAUCGCCGCUUCCUUCGCCGAACUACAACUCGAGCCGCGCCUGUUAAGAGCAAUUCGUGAUCUGAAAUGGGCAUCGCCGACGGCAGUACAGUCGCAAGCGAUACCGUUGGCGCUGGAAGGGCGUGACAUCCUUGCGCGCUCUGGAACUGGCACAGGCAAGACUGGCGCAUACUUGCUCCCCAUUCUGCACAAAACGCUGCAGCAGAAGGGUCAAUCCCUCAUCCUAGCACCUACACGAGAGCUAUGCUUGCAAAUCGCGACGGUCGCCAAAUCACUCUCUCAACACUGCGGACAAGAGAUCCGGGUCCGCAACAUCGCGGGCAAGGAGUCGGAAGUCGUCACAAAGGCAGCCCUUGCCGACAAGCCAGAGAUCGUCGUAGCAACGCCAGCGCGAGCAUGGGCAAACAUCAACAGCUCAAAUCUAGCGGUCAGCGAUAUCAGGACACUUGUCGUCGACGAGGGUGACUUGAUCAACGGUUACGGUUUUGCUGAAGAUAUGGAGAACAUCGCUCGCGAGAUACCCGUCGGCGUUCAGAAGAUUGUCCUCUCCGCUACCCUCUCAACCGACGUUGAGUCGCUCGGUAGCCUACUUUGUACCGACCCGGUGGUACUUAAGCUUGCAGACCUAGACAAGGACUCACAGAAGGUCAAGCAAUACGUCCUGAAGGUGGCAGAGGACGAGAAGUUCCUCUUGAUUUACGCAAUGUUCAAGCUAAACCUCAUAAAAGGCAAGACUAUCGUAUUUGUCGGCGAUGUGGACAGGUCGUACCGCGUUAAACUCUUCCUCGAACAAUUUGGUGUCAAGGCAAUCGUACUCAAUUCAGAAUUACCGUUGGCAUCACGAACACACAUUGUGGAGGAGUUCAACAAGAACAUCUACAACAUCUUGAUUGCGAGCGACGAGAACGAUGUUGUGGGCAUACAGGAUGAGUCACGGCCGAAGAAGAAGGCAAAGAAGGACAAAGAGAGCAAGGAUUCCGGUGUCUCUCGCGGUAUCGACUUCCUCAAUGUCAGCUGUAUCAUCAACUUCGACUUCCCAGGAAACUACAAGUCAUACUUCCAUCGAAUUGGACGAACAGCACGAGCCGGCAAGUCUGGCACCGCUAUUUCGUUCAUCAUCCCGAAGGACAAGUACCGCAAGCACAAGCCGACCACCUUCGCCGGGUGCGAACACGACGAAGAGGUAUUGAAGAAUGUGGAGAAGCAUCAGCUCGAGGGCCAAAAGCUGGAAAACUACAACUUCGACAUGAAACGCUUGGAACCUUUCCGAUACAGGUUCGCGGAUGCACUGAAGUCGGUGACCAGGAUCGCGAUCCGCGAGGCCCGUAUCAAAGAGAUUCACAUGGAGCUGGCCAAGUCGCAGAAGCUCUCUAGAUACUUUGAAGAGAACCCCGAAGCGCUCGCGCACCUCCGCCACGAUCAAACCCUGAACCAUCCCGCCAGGAUACAACCGCAUCUCAAACACGUUCCGGAUUAUCUCCUACCAGGUGGAAAGAAGCCAGAGGACGUUGGCUUCGUCGGCCUGAACAUACCCAAAGUGAACAGGAAACAGUAUGUCAAAGGUAAGGGCAGGAGGGUGGUGAGAAGGAACGGCAAGGUUGAUCCAUUGAAGACAUUCAAUGCGAGAGGCAAGGGAAAGAAAUAG